UUAUUUUGCACCAUUCAGUGCCAACAUACGUAACGCCUGGAUUGUACUCCUCCGUCCGACUCUAUUCUGCCUUAUUUUUGUAGCAAAGCCUAUGUAGGAAGAUUGGAGGAGGAGUCGGAGAAGGCAAUGGAGGCACAUAAUAACACAAAGGACAUUGAAUCUCUAAUGGAAGAUAUGGAAUACAUCCCUGGUCACUUUCACCUGGACUUAAACCUCAACUGCGAUCCUCCUGGACCGGUAAAACUGAGGCACAGAGACACUUACCUGAAACAGGAGAGUCUCAGGGGGGAGCUGGAGGCUGAAGCUGGAUACUUACAGUAUGCCGUUCGCAAUCUUCUUGGCCUGCUGGCUUUUCACCAAGACCACUUUGAAAUGGCCGAGGAGAUAUUCAGAGGCAUUUGUAAAGAAGACCCGGGAAAUCUCAACGCUUGGGCCAACCUGGGCUACGUGUACGACAAGCUGGGGAGAGAGCUGGAUUCUGGGGAAUGCAUGGAGAAGGUAUCCCAGCUUAUGGGCUUAGAAGGCGGAGAGACCACCAAAGAGGACACCAGGCAAAUGGCGGCCCGCUGCCUGGCCGAACAGGCCUACGUUCAUCCCUACGACGUGGAGCUGGAGAAAGACGAGGACUUGAGGGAGAGACUUAGUGCAGCCCUGAUGCUGUUUAACAGAGCACUGGACUAUGGUGGUCAUUUGAUACCAAUAGAGGAAAAAAGAAGCUGGUACUUCAAGAUGGCAACCAUUUAUAUAAGACUGGACGACAUAGUCAAGACUGAAGAGAACUCAGAAUACUUCAGACUUUCUCACUAUAAUAAGGGACUAAGACUUCUCAGACAAACACUUGAAUCAGAGAAAACACAACAGAAAGCUCUUUCCUGGUGUUACGUUGGUAUCAUGCUGGAGAGACAGGAUGAGUUCAGCGCAGUGCCAAUGUCUGUACAUGACUGUGGCUACUCGGCCACGGAUCCUCUAUCCUGCUAUGGAUCUGCCAUAAAGUUGGCUAAUGACGACACAUUUAUCCUUAACCUCCUGGCCAAGCUGUUUUUUCUGCUGGGCAAACAUGAGAUGGCCACAGGGAUCUGCAACAUGGCUCUCAAUGUGCUUCCAGAUCCUGAGCUCAACUGGCAGGCCUACUGUACUCUCGCCAAGAUCAACACAAUGCUUUACGUAAGGGAUCUAGAAAAGGCCAAAAGUGGGGAAGGCGGAAUCCCAGACAGACAAUUGCUAACAGAGGCCCGGAAAAACCUGGAUAAAGUCUUGACUGCGCGUCCAUGUUUGAGGACCUACCUAGAGAUGGCACAGGUGUACUACUACAUGGGUGUGGACGCACUCCAGGAGAGCCUUUUAGUGGAUGAAGGAGCAAUAAACAAUGCCUUGGUGAGUCUGUCCAAAGCCCUGCAGUAUGAACUGGGUGACAGCUUGCCUGACGUCCACUUGCUCAGAGGACGCUGCCUCCUGCUCAAGGGCGAGGAUCAAAACGCUGCAGAUUGUUUCAAACACGCUCUGGACUUGGAGAGACGGACAAGCGCUGAUACCACAGCUCUGCGCUGCCUCCUCCAGGCCUUACUGGCUCUGUUCAUACAAGGCGGGCCAGACCCAAACCACGCUGUCACACAGAUGGAACAGUGUGUGCAGAAGGCUGAGGAGAAGUACCCUGCGCAUGUGGUUAAGGCCGAGCUGAGGUGCCUUUACAGGACAAACACAGCAGAGGUCACAGAGUUGUCUCGGGCCCUCAUCAGGACGGGCCGACUUGAUCUGGUCAGGAGGCUCCUGCAGACUGUGGCACCGAAACAAAUAGCUAAGAAGAAAGUAUUAACAAGAUCGUUCUCCAUUGCUUGAUGAUUGAAUUUUACGCAAUUACACAAAGUACUGUAAUGCAGCACUCGUUCUAGAUAAAUAUACUAUGAACUGGGGACAAUUGGUAGUAUUCUAAAGAAGUCUGCUGCAUCUGCAUCUUGACAUGUGUCCUGUGAUUGCAUGGCGACCAGACUUUAGCUAGAAUAGGCCCAAGCUCCCUGUAUUGCUAAACAGAAUAAGCUUUAUAUAAAAUGGAUGGAUUCACAUCAUAAUUAUUAUAUUCUUCAAUGUGUAUGUACUGACACAGUAUGUGACAAAUAUAAUAAA
Entelurus aequoreus (snake pipefish) is the source of this 2121-nucleotide messenger RNA. RefSeq names its product tetratricopeptide repeat domain 22 (gene ttc22). Gene Ontology annotation, molecular function: protein binding. Bases 127 to 1836 code for a protein of 569 amino acids. Lineage: Eukaryota; Metazoa; Chordata; Actinopteri; Syngnathiformes; Syngnathidae. The transcript has 8 exons. The record is from RefSeq and is a predicted model, not a curated record.